Molecule: messenger RNA, 792 nt
Organism: Ipomoea nil (Japanese morning glory)
Lineage: Eukaryota; Viridiplantae; Streptophyta; Magnoliopsida; Solanales; Convolvulaceae
Exons: 1
Coding region: 1-792 (263 amino acids)
Source: RefSeq, a predicted model, not a curated record
AUGGCAACGGCGUGGCCUACAAUCGGGAAUCAUCCCGUCCCAGCAAACAACACCACCAGUCUCCCUGCUCCGGGAGGAAAUCCGAUGAACACAGGCGCAGCACAGCCACCUGCUAGGGCGGCGACAAGCUUGAACUCAACAGAGGUAUCAUUUAACCCUCAAAAUCAAUCGAACCCUUAUUAUUUGCACAUCAAUGAAAACCCUGCUUUAGAAUUGGUCCCCUUCCCUAUGGAUGGCUCUAAUUACCAUACGUGGGCUAGGGCAAUGACCAUGGCAUUAUCUUGUAAAAACAAGACUGCCUUCAUCAAUGGAGCGAUUAGAAAACCACCUGAGGAUGACCUAGAAAGGUACAUGGCCUGGGAAAGGUGCAACAACAUAGUUGCUUCUUGGAUAAUUCGCUCUCUAUCCCCAACUAUUGGGAGAAGUGUGUUGUGGAUAGAUACGGCUCAUGGAAUCUGGAAUGACCUAAAGAGAAGGUUUAGCAAGCAAGACUUGUUUAGAAUUGCAGAAAUCAAGUGUGAGAUCUAUCAAAUCAAACAAGGAGAUAACUCCCUGAAUGAAUACUUUACUAAACAGAAACUAAUGUGGGAUGAGUUGAGUAUUCUUAGGCCCAUGGUAUAUUGUGAUUGUGCUGUCAAAUGCAACUGUGGGAAGAAAAUUGAUGACCUCAAUGAACAGCUUGAAAUGGAUAAACUGUCUAUCUUCUUAAUUGGAUUGCAUGAGAGAUACACAUGGGCUAGAAAUCAGAUUAUGCUACUGAGACCUCUACCAGAGGUGAAUGAAGCUUAUUAA